Molecule: messenger RNA, 1675 nt
Organism: Salvia splendens (bonfire salvia)
Lineage: Eukaryota; Viridiplantae; Streptophyta; Magnoliopsida; Lamiales; Lamiaceae
Product: replication protein A 70 kDa DNA-binding subunit A-like
Exons: 10
Coding region: 98-1465 (455 amino acids)
Source: RefSeq, a predicted model, not a curated record
UAAACUUAGGGAAGUAGGGAUAUUUUGUAUUAAAAAUUUCUUUGUGAGACCUAAUACUCUCAGAAACAAGGCAGCAAAUCACCAGUAUAGAUUGCUAAUGAAUGUCAAGACGGAGAUGGUUGAGGUUAAUGAUGUUAGGUUUUUGAGAGAAAUGUUUGACUUCAAGCCCUUUGGUGAAAUAUCACAAUAUGAAAAUGUUGAUGAUUCAUCAUUCUUUGAUGUCAUUGGUGUGAUAACCGGACCUGGUAGAGUUAUCUCUCAAUCUAAGUAUAGAUUGAUUGAGAUUGAAAUAUCUGAUGAGAAUCACAACAAACUAUUUUGCACAAUAUGGGAGUCAAAUGUUGACUUAUACCUGGAUCAACUGAAAAAGAGUGAAGGAACAAUUCCAAUUGUUAUUAUUCAGUUUUGCAAGCGCAAUCUAUUUAGAGGUGAAAUUCGCAUUUCUACACAUUUUCAAGCUUCUAAGGUUGUGAUCAAUGCUGAUGUUAAAGAAGUGAAAGAUUUUAGGAUGAGAAUAAGAGAUGAUAGCAGAUUUCUUCAGCAAGGUUCUGUCAUUGAAGGAGGACAAAGGCUUGGUGGUGAAUAUGAUGAUCUACAAGUGAAGUCCCUUGAGGAUUUGUCUUGCCUAGAGUUUAUUUCUUUUUGUGGUUCACAGGAAGGUUCAUGUUGGGUGUAUGGUAAAAUUGAGUCAGUUGAGUGUCAUUAUGGUGAAUGGUAUUUUUUGGCGUGUAAGACUUGUGUUAAGAAGGUCAGAGAAGUGGAUAAUAAAUUUAACUGUUCUGGAUGUACAAAAACUCAUUCUUAUGCAGUUAAAAGGUUCAAGUUUGUGGUGAAUGUUGUUGAUCAUACCAGCAAUGCAUCUUUGUUAUUGUGGGAUAGGGAAGGCAGCCAACUUUUAGGGAGAAGUGUGACAGAUUUUUUAGGAAAUGGUGGUCAGCAGGUUGCUCCUAAGAAUUCCAUUCCUGCACUUAUUGAAGAGAUUCUUGUGGGUCAGAAUGUCCUAUUUAAACUUCAGUUGAAAAAUCAUAUUGAGUAUUACAGAAGUUACCCAUUUACUGUGAACAAAGUUUGUAAUCUCCCUGAAGUAGUUGACAAGUAUACACCUAAAGACUUGGGUGAACAGAUUUUUAAAUUUGAUACCAAGUUAUCUGAUCUACUUUUUGGAGCUGAUCUUGCUGAGGUUUCUCAAAAGCCUUAUGCUACAACUGAUCUGUCCAGCCUUGGUAAUGAGAAUAUCAGUGACUUAUUUGUUGAAGGAUCUGAAUUAAAUGUUGGAGUUGUUGUUGCUGAGGGUUCUCAGAAAGUGUUUGAUACACCUAAUCUGUCUACUGUUUCUAAUGAUAAAAAUCAUGGAUGGGGUGCUGAAGGCUCAGUAAAGCGAUGCUUGGAUUUAGAAUUUGACAGAUGUGCUGAUGUUGGUGAAGUUCAGAUGAAGAAGAAAGAGAAAAUUGCUGGUUCUAAUUAGAUGGGCAAUCAUGCUUGGUGUUUAUGAUUUCAAGUGUUUUUUUUUUUUUUUUGCAGCUUAAAAGAAUUCUCAUCCUAUGUUUUGUUGUGUUGGAAUUGGAUUUUGGCACUGAACUUGACAAUUUUUUGAUGUUGUUAGGGCAUGUGCAUGUUUUCCAUGUAGUCAAGUUAGGAAGAUUGAUUUUUAUCAAGAAUUUUUAUUGUUGAGCUA